This is a messenger RNA of Heterocephalus glaber (naked mole-rat), 1540 nucleotides long. Lineage: Eukaryota; Metazoa; Chordata; Mammalia; Rodentia; Bathyergidae. The record is from RefSeq and is a predicted model, not a curated record.
CUCCAGCCCAUCCCUCUCUUCAGCCCCUUCCCUCCCCGCCCCCAGCGAGUGCGGUGAGCCCAGGCGGCCGCGGGGCACGCGCCAGACUUGGGGACUGGGUCGGGGCGCGCCGGAGGGCUGCAGCUGUUCCCUUACUCCUCGAAGCCCCGUUUGGGCUAAAGCGGCCACCGGCCGUACUCGCCUUACGCCCCCAGCGGGACCCAGCCACGGGCAAGGGUGACUUCGGCCGCGCCGUGGAGGCGACUGCUCAGAUUCAAGAUGACCAACGAAGAACCUUUUCCCAAAAAGGUUCGACUGAGUGAAACAGACUUCAAAGUUAUGGCGCGAGAUGAGUUAAUUCUGAGAUGGAAGCAAUAUGAAGCCUAUGUUCAAGCUUUGGAGGGCAAGUACACAGAUCUUAACUUAAAUGAUAUAACUGGCUUGCGGGAAUCUGAAGAAAAGCUAAAACAGCAACAGCAAGAGUCUGCACGUAGGGAAAACAUCCUUGUAAUGCGACUAGCAACCAAGGAACAAGAGAUGCAAGAGUGUACUACUCAAAUCCAGUACCUCAAGCAAGUCCAGCAGCCGAGUGCUGCCCAACUGAGAUCAACAAUGGUAGACCCAGAGAUCCAUUUGUUUUUCCUAAAAAUGAAAGGUGAACUGGAACAGACUAAAGACAAACUGGAACAAGCCCAAAAUGAACUGAGUGCCUGGAAGUUUACGCCUCAUAGAGGCCUGAUGCCAUCGGACUAUUCCGAAGAAGAGGCCACCUUCGAAAAAUUCCCCUUCUAGAACAUGUAGACACUUGAGAAAUGUUUCUGUUUGAAGAAAAGAGAGGGAGAAACAGAAGUCUUUAGUCUGUGGCACACUGUGUCUUCAGACAGUUUGGAGGAUUGAAAACCUAGAGAUUUCAAAUCAUGAAUUGAACAUGUAAAAUUCCAGUUAAAUGUAAAAACCGAAUAUGCAUCGCACUUAACCUUGAGCAUAGUGACUUAGAGACACUGUAUAUCAGUUUUGCCAAUAAGACUGUGGACUUCAUGAUUGUUGUUGAACUUCUGGGUCAAAACUCAAAUGAGGUGAAUUUUGCCUUUAAAGGGUUUAUUUGCUAAGAACCAACUUGAAUAGUCACAAAAGAAAUAAUAGAUGUUGGUAAAGUAGUACAUAUAUUUAACCAUUUAGCUUUAGGGCUCUAUAUUACUUAAUAGAGCCUAAAUUAAUAUCGUUUUAAUCAAUGGUUUGUUCUUUGAAUGCUUUCAAAAACUGUAGAUAAUCUUAACCAAGGACUGUACAAACAUGAAGGAGUGGUAUCAGAUUUCAGGCUUAAACUGUUGAAAGCAUUAUAAACAUUCAUUUCACACCUAGAUUGUAUAAGGAUAUUGGCUGUGAUGAGACUCACUGCAUAAUUUUUUUUCAGUAGUGAGCUUUAUGAAACCCUCAUCUCAUUCAACAGGCACAUGUUAAAAGAGCGUUGUCUUUGGUGUUAAUGGGGGAAUGUGUUCCUUCAUUGUAUUUGGGCCUUUUGUGUUAACACUUCUGAUAUUAAAUUAAAUGUGCCUUGAAA